Molecule: messenger RNA, 403 nt
Organism: Staurois parvus
Lineage: Eukaryota; Metazoa; Chordata; Amphibia; Anura; Ranidae
Source: the annotation of a GenBank genome assembly
AUGGGCCCCUGUACCGCCUCCUCAUGCUGCUGCCAGGCCCUAAUCUGCCAUGGGCCCCUGUACCGCCUCCUCAUGCUGCUGCCAGGUCCAGAGUCUCUCAUGGGUCCCUGUACGGCCUCCCAUUGCUGCUGUCUCCAUCGCCACACUCUGCCAUGUGCCACUUUCAGGUCUCCUCACACUGCUGGUGUGUUCCAUUUUUUGUCAUAGGGUGCUGGCAGAUUACGGGCCUCCCAUUGCUGCUGCCAGGCCCCUAAUCUGCCAUGGGCCCCUGUACCGCCUCCUCAUGCUGCUGCCAGGUCCAGAGUCUCUCAUGGGUCCCUGUACGGCCUCCCAUUGCUGCUGUGUCUCCAUCGCCACACUCUGCCAUGUGUGCCACUUUCAGGUCUCCUCACACUGCUGCUGG